Solanum lycopersicum (tomato) is the source of this 966-nucleotide messenger RNA. Its product is annotated as inositol-tetrakisphosphate 1-kinase 1-like. Gene Ontology annotation, molecular function: inositol-1,3,4-trisphosphate 5-kinase activity; magnesium ion binding; inositol-1,3,4-trisphosphate 6-kinase activity. The record is from RefSeq and is a predicted model, not a curated record. Lineage: Eukaryota; Viridiplantae; Streptophyta; Magnoliopsida; Solanales; Solanaceae. Gene Ontology annotation, cellular component: cytoplasm. Gene Ontology annotation, biological process: inositol trisphosphate metabolic process.
AUGCCUGAAUCACUAUUAGCUGGAGAGAGGUUCCGCAUUGGCUACGCUCUUGCACCCAGAAGUGUAAGCAGCUUCAUCCAAGAUUCUCUCGUUGUUUACGCUGAAAAACGAGGCGUUGAUCUCAUCCCAAUCGAUCUCGAAAAGCCAUUGGUCGAACAAGGUCCGUUCGACUCUGUUUUCCAUAAGCUCUACGAUGCAGAAUGGAAGAAGCAAUUAGAAGAAUUCUCACUUCAAAACCCGACUGCAAUCAUAGUCGACCCGAUUGAAUCAAUCGAGAAGCUCCACAAUCGAGUCUCCAUGCUCGACGCAGUUAAGCAAUUGAAAAUUGAAAACCUAGAAAUUCCCCUGCAGGCUUUCGUUGACUCAAACGAAAGCCUGCAGGAUGAAAUUGAUAAUCGGGGGAUGAAAUUUCCCCUGAUUGCAAAAGCGAUGAUCGCUAAUGCUACAGCUGACGCUCAUCAGAUGUGUCUAGUGUUAAAUCGGGACGGAUUAAACGGAGUAAAAACCCCAAUUGUAUUACAGGAAUUCGUAAACCACGGGGGAGUGAUUUUCAAGGUGUACGUAGCAGGGGAUCACGUAAAAUGCGUGAAAAGGAAGUCAUUGAGUGAUAUAACCGAAGAGAAAUCGGGGAAUUCAGAGAAUUUGAUUCCGUUUUCCCUGAUUUCUUACUUCGCUGAUAAUGAACAGAGCGAUGAGAGUUUAGCGAAGCUGAUGGAGGCAGCGAUUAUGCCUCCAUCAAGCUUCGUUAACCAAGUUUCAAAGCAGUUACGACAUGCUUUGAAACUUCAUCUUUUUAAUUUCGACAUGAUAAGAGAUAGUGAAAACGGAAAUCGAUAUCUAAUUAUUGAUAUCAAUUAUUUCCCUGGUUAUGCUAAAGUGCCUGAAUAUGAACAAGUGUUGACUCCAUGUUUUCUUGAUUUAGCACACCAGAAGCGCAGCAAAGAGACUACUAAAGUGGACAAUUAA